Messenger RNA from Saprolegnia parasitica CBS 223.65, 1320 nucleotides. RefSeq lists its product as hypothetical. The record is from RefSeq and is a predicted model, not a curated record. Gene Ontology annotation, biological process: cilium assembly. The transcript is spliced from 2 exons. Lineage: Eukaryota; Oomycota; Saprolegniomycetes; Saprolegniales; Saprolegniaceae. Bases 1 to 1320 code for a protein of 439 amino acids. Gene Ontology annotation, cellular component: cilium; centrosome; intraciliary transport particle B.
AUGUCGUUCCGCGAGCUGCGCAACCUGACGGAGAUGAUGCGGGCGCUGGGGUAUCCGCGGCCCGUGUCGGUGGAGAACUUCCGGACGCCCAACUUUGAGCUUGUCUCGGACCUGCUCUACUGGAUGGCGAAGAAGUACGACCCGAGCUCGAGCGUCACGGAAGAGAUCGACACGGAGGAAGACCGCAUUGCGUUCCUGACGUCGGUCACGUCCGAGUUCUUCAACAAGGCGCGCAUCCGCCUCAACCCGAAGAAGCUCUACGCGGCCGACGGCUUCGCGGUCAAGGAGCUCCUCAAGGUCGCCAAAGUGCUCUACGAAGCGUCGCGCAUCGACCCGUCGAGCCUCGAGACCGACGACGACGAUCUCUCGACCAAGAGCCUCCUCGGCUCCAAGCUCAAGGACGCCAAGGCCACGCGCGCCCUCUCGGCCGAGAUCACCGACUGCGGCGCCAAGCUCUUUGACCUGCUCGAGAACGAGCUCGACGUCCGCGAAGCGCGCUCGAACGCCCUCCGGUUCCUCGACACGCACAAGUUUCUGGAGAAAUCCAUCAAAGAGCUCAUUGCUGGCGUGUCGGAGAACGUCGAGAGCAUGGAGCGGCAGUGCGCCGAGCUGGACGCGGAAGAGAAGGCGCUGAGCGCCAAGAUCAAGAAGGCCCAAGGGGACCUCGAGCGCAGCGAGAAGCGGCUCAAGUCGCUCCAGAACGUCCGCCCAGCUUUUAUGGACGAGUACGAAAAGCUCGAGAAGGAGCUCGAGCGCCAGUACGCGAUCUACUGCGAGCGCUUCCGCAACCUCGACUACCUCCAGCGCGAGCUCGACUUGCACAACGACCGCGAGCUCAAGAAGCUACAAGAGAACGACCGGACGCUCAAGAAAAUGCAGAAAAAGUUCCGCGACGACGAACUCGCGAUCCUGCGGGGCGAACAAGAGGAGCCCGGCGACGCACCACUGCCGAGCUCGGACCACGACACGAAAAGCAACCAGCAGCAGCAAAGCUCCAUGUCCAAGGCGAGCAAGGACCAGCCGGACGGUCGGCGCAAGAGUAAGGCGAAUGCCAAUGUCAACUCGUCCGAGAGCGAAGACGAGAGUGAAGACGAUGAGAGCGAAGACGACGACGAUGUGCCUGCCGCCGUUACCAAGUCGUCGGCGGCGGCCAAGGCGACCAAAGGCUCGGAGGACGACGAGAGCGAGGAUGAAGUCUCGGUAGCCGACUCGAUCGACAACGACGACGAGUCCGGUUCGGGCUCGGAGGUCGAGUCGAACGGCUCCAAGUCGGGCUCGGGCGCGUCCGAGUCGGGCUCCGAGUCGGACCCUGACUUUUAG